UAUAUUUACAACUUUUUCAAGAAAUACUAGUAGUAUUUUUUAACUGUUGAAAUGAGUUAAAUUCCUUUACAUUCUUUAUCUGCUAAUAUUAUUCGUUGAAAUAUCUCUGUACUGAAACAACUAUUAUUAUUAUAUGGAUUUCCAGGAGCCCUAUGGAUUAUGCUGUGUUUCAGUAAUUCAGUGUCUAUAUAUUUCAAUUAUCUUCAAUAAAAACUAAUUUACUGUUGAAAAGAGUGAAGUUGUUGUUUUAUUAGUGCAAAAUCAUUAUAAUGGAUUCAAGGACUCGUUUGGAUUAUGCUCUGUUUCAGCUCACUCCAACAAGAACAAGAUGCGAUCUUGUAAUCUUUGCUGGUAACAAUUCGGAGAAAUUAGCUUCUGGUUUGCUUGAACCUUUUCUCAUUCAUCUCAAAUCCGCUAAAGAUCAGAUAUCUAAAGGAGGAUAUUCAAUUACUCUUCGACCUUCAAUCACUAAUGUUUCUUGGUUCACCAAAGCAACUUUACAAAGGUUUGUGAGAUUUGUUAGUACUCCUGAAAUUGUUGAGCGAUUUGUCACCAUAGAAAGAGAAAUUACACAGAUUGAGAGUGAACAAGCUAAUGGCAGUAUCAAUGUUGAAGGAACAAGUGCAUCAGCUUUUGAUGGAGAUUCCAAAUUCUCUGCUGGUUUUUCAAAGUCCAAUGGUGAAUCUGAUGGUGUUGGUGAUGCACAAGAAGAAAAUCCCAAGAUUCGUCUUCAACGAGUUCUAGAAAGCAGAAAAGCAGUUUUAAGGAAAGAGCAAGCAAUGGCAUACGCUCGCGCUUUGGUAUCUGGCUUUGAUAUGGAUAAUUUGGACGAACUCAUAUCUUUUUCCAAUGCUUUUGGCGCUCUGCGUUUAAGAGAAGCAUGCAUUAAGUUUAUGGAGCUGUGCAACAAAAAGAGAGAUGAUGGAAUCUGGAUGGAUGAAGUGGCUGCCCUUCAGGCCUACUCUCCUUCUGAAUUUUCGUAUUUUGGGAGAUCCGGGAUCACGCUUGCUGCUGAACAUAGCGAUGUUACUCAAGAUAUCAUGAUGAACAAUCAAAAUAUUGGCCUCUCCAUCAGGAAACAGAAUGAUGAUACUAUAAGUAAUGGAAGUGUAGAUACUAAUCAAGAAAAUGGUUUACCACCACCCAUCAAAGUCCACUCAACAGAUGGGAAAUCACAACCAAUAUGGCCAAAUAGUCUACCACCUUACACGCAAAACUAUCAAAAUUCUGCAUUUCAACAAAUUUCACCAUAUCCAGGAUACAUGUUUUCGGGCAAUCCUACAUACUAUCCUGGAAUGCCAUGGCCUGCAAAUCCAGAAGAUUUUAGUCGAGGUCCCGGUCCUGAAUCAGAUUAUAGUUGGACGAAUAAACCACCUUUCAAGAACAAGAAGAGAUAUUCGAAUGGGGAGAGGCAUGAAAGCAACAAUUCAAGCUCUAACAGUGCUUCUGAUGACUAUGAAGAGAAUAAGAAAAUGCAUCAGGGGAAAAGCUCAUCAAGAAAAGUUGUUAUCCGCAACAUAAACUACAUAGCCUCGAAUAGAAAUGAACAAAGUGAUCACAGCAGCACCGAGGAUAGUUCGUCUGAUGAGGAUGGAUCCACUGAUGCAGAAUCCCUCAGAAAGCAGGUAGAGGAAGCAGUUGGAUCAUGGGAGAGGCAUCAUAACUCAAUGUCUCGCAACAAGAAGAAACGAGAUGGAAAGAAGAGAAACAAAAGUGGUGUUAAUAUAUCAAAUGGUACUUCUAAGGAGGACACUAAGGAUGAAGCAACCAACACUGGUAAGAAUUGGGAUAUCUUCCAGAACAUUCUUAUGCAAGAUGCAGAUUCAAGAACCGAUGACACAGGGACAAAAAGUGUCCAGGAAGAGUACUUGGUGACAAAAAAAGUGACACCUUCAACUGAUUCUCUUAUUGUGACUGAGAGACACCUAGGACAUGAAGAUGAAAUCACGCGACAAAACAUGGGGGAAGAGAAGAGGCUUCGACCAGUUACAAGAAGAGAGAGCAUAGAAGAAGAAUUGUUAUUUUCGCAUAGAGCUCAGGAACCAAACGGUUCUCCUCAGUCUAUCUUGUCGAAUAGUGCCACAGAACGAAUAGUCCUUAAGAGCCAAAAAGAGGAUGAUUGGUUAGUUGGCAAUCUAAUAAAUAAAUCAACAUAUCAAGGAAAAAGCUCAGAUCAAAAUAUCUUUAUUGGAGAUUAUGCUUCAGCCUCUCAUGAUGAACAUUUGAAGAGCGGGAAAGAUAAGAAAGGUGUUCAAUUUGAUGACUCCAUUGUGGUUCAAGCCCAUUCAGUUGAUACCUCGUCUGAUUAUCACCACCAAACAGACAUUUUCAUGGUUUCAGACAUCAUCGGAGCUGAACAAGUUAAGCACAACAUGCCUAAUCAUGUGGAGGAUAAGCUUAAUCCCUCUGAUGCAUGUGAACCAAAUGACCUUUUCAUGGUCCUUGGAAGGGACUCAGCCACUGAGCAAGUUUCAGCCUCUCGGAAUCCUGAAAUGUAUGACGAAAAUGAUGUCUUCCUGUCUGAAACUAUUAAGAGUCACACUGAAGCCAGACCUGCUUCUGCUGAUACGAAGCUUCAAAAAAAGGGCGAAGGAACCAACAAAAGGAUCAGUAAGGACCUUGGACGAAAGGCAGUUAGCAAAGAACCAAAAUCUAAACCUUCAUCAAUUGGAUCUCUUGGAAGGACCAAAUCUGAUACAUCAUCAAGAAUCAAGAAAUCGCCUUCCACAUUGCAGAAGAGCAAAGCUGAGAAGGACGAGGAGAGUAGAAAGAAAUUGGAACAAUCAUUAUUGCAGCGUCAAAAGAGAAUUGCAGAAAGAAGUGAUGCCACUGGUUUAACUAAACCAACUUCAAGGAAGAAUCCAAAAGAGUCAGCCACAUUGUCAAAAACUGAGAAGCCAAAACCUGAGGCUCCAACUGAGGCAACGAAUAGAUUACAUAAGCCAGUUUGUAAGAGUUCCACUGUAGAACGCCUCGCCUCUGCAAGGACAGCUAAGGAUCAAUCCACUGAAUCAAAAAUCACUCCAAACAAGAAACCAAGUCAAAAGGAGAACAAAGUGAUUGCUCCAUCAAGGAAAUCAGCUGGAAAAGAAAGUAAGCAAGGUCCCCGUAAGGUCAAGGCUUCGGAUACCAAAGUUCAUGGAAAAGGUCAUUCUUCAUCUGAUCCUCAGAAGGAAAAAGAUAACAAGAACGAUAAAAAAAUAAUGUCAACUGAACGUGUAUCUGAACUAAGACCACACACUUCAAAUAAAAUCAUUGAUGAAAAAAACACAGAGGAGGUACGUAGCAUAUCAUUAAACGAGAAGAAGAUAGAUACACCUAUGCUUUCUGCUGAACAUUCAAUAGAUGACAAGAAACAAAGUUCUAACAAGGCUGUAAAGUUUUUACUGCCUGAAGUUGAAACCUCAGCAGCAGUUGAUGAUGCUAUUGGAGUUAUACGUUCUCUGACUUCCUCUGUAUCGAACGUGCAUUUGGACAGUAACAUAAAUUUGGACACUCCAGUGUGCCAAGAGAUGCUCUCUAAUGAAGUAACCACCCCACCUCCAAAUAAUGAAAUGAACCUCGAGACGAAUCAAGGAAGAAGGAAAUGGACAACUGAUGAAAGCUCAUUUAAAGUUACCACAGGAUUCAGAAAGCUUCUUUAUUUUGGUCGAAAAAACUGAAUCGUUCCUUGUGUUCAAGUCAUGCCAUUUUCUGUAUCGAUAUUAUACAGAAAGCUGCAUGUUUUGACAUUCCUUAUUGCUGUGUAAAUUCUGUGUGAUGAGUGUUGUGGUUUUUAUUCAAUAAAAUCUUGUAUCUUAAAAGAAAAGAAAGAUUCAUUUAAUUCUCUUUUAUUGUUUGUUUUUAUGAA
Molecule: messenger RNA, 3850 nt
Organism: Solanum dulcamara
Lineage: Eukaryota; Viridiplantae; Streptophyta; Magnoliopsida; Solanales; Solanaceae
Product: COP1-interacting protein 7-like
Exons: 9
Coding region: 270-3662 (1130 amino acids)
Biological process (GO): response to light stimulus; positive regulation of DNA-templated transcription
Source: RefSeq, a predicted model, not a curated record